AUGAGUCGCGUCAGUGUCGCCGUCAUUGGUGCUGGCCCGACCGGCAUCACGAUGCUCAAACAGCUGUUACAGGACGGUUUCAAUGCUACACUGUUUGAAAGACGUAGCCAGGUUGGCGGGCUAUGGGCUUACGACGCAAAGCAUGGCUGGACCACUGCUUUAGCGACGACAACGGCGAAUAUCAGCAAAUACACAUGCGGCUUUACGGAUUAUCCUAUACCAGACAAGUAUCCGGUUCAUUUAAGCACAUUCGAUUUCCAAGAAUUCAUGCAAGGUUAUGCCGAGCACUUUGGCCUUUUGAAGCAUAUCAAAUUCGAUACAAGUGUCAAAAUGGUAAAUAGGAACAAAGAGGACAACGGCUGGGAGGUUGAAGUUGAAGAUGUGGAAAGUGGAAAGAUUGAUAGACGCCAUUUUGAUAAGGUUGCAUUUUGUCAUGGCUACCAGACCACGAAGAGGAUGCCCGUGUUCCCUGGACAGAAGGAAUACGAAGGGGAAAUCAUACACUCGCAGCAAUACCGAAGCCCCGACUCGUACAAAGAUAAAACGGUUGUGCUUCUUGGUUUAUCCACAACAACAGACGAGAUCGCACCUCAAGUCGCCGCUGUAGCUGAAAAGGUCUACAUCUCUCACAGAAGAGGACAAAUAGUCGUCAAGCGUUUCAGAAAAGGACGACCAACAGACCUAUUAGCAUCAUGGAGACGUCGCGUGAUAUCUCAAUGGAUCGCGCGUAAUUUCCCAAACGCCUACAGAUUCCUCGCAAACACACUCGCUAAGCUAUUGACAUCUCACUUUGCGGGGAUGAAACUGGAUCCAGCGUGGCGUCUUGAUAAAAUCAAGGACUUGACUCUAAGUUUGCCUGGACUGAUUGAGCAUAUUAUACCUCUUCUGAAAGAAGGCAGCGUGACAAGUGUACAUGGCAUCAAAAGGUUCACGGGUGGAAAGUCGGUCGAAUUUGAGGAUGGCACGAUACUUGACGACGUCGAUAGCGUUAUCUUUACUACGGGCUAUCAAGCUGACUUUUCGCUGGCACCCUUCGUCGAGAAGACUAUUCCACAGUCGCCCAACUACCAAGGACCGGCUAUCCAUCGACUCUAUAUGAACGUCUUCCCACCGAAAUACGCAGAUAGCUGCGUAAUGCUCUGUUACUCCGCCUACGGUAAGAACAACGGCUUCUCAUUCAGCGACGUAAUGAACAUGGCUAUUUCCAACAUCUGGCGGGGCACAAGUUCUCUCCCCUCUUACAGUGUAAUGGAAGAAUGGGUGGACGAGCAUCACGAAUGGCUAGCAGCAAACUGGGCACGAGACCCAAGUAUAGACCUCAGCAUGGUAAAGCAAUACGAAUUCCAACCGUGGAUGCAUGAAAAGGCUGGCACAGGAAUGGAGAAUUUAGGUUGGGGAUCAGCUGGUUGGAAGUUUUGGUGGAAGGAUCGGAAGAUGUAUAAUCUGAUGAAUAAUGGUGUUGAGACGGCGCAUAUGUUUCGGUAUUUUGAUACGGGCAAGAGAAGUACGUGGGAUGGAGCGAGGGACGAGAUUAUAAGGCAGAAUAGGAUCGUAGAGGAGACAUUUGGAAAGAAGAAGAAUAAGGACAAGGCUAGAGAGGAGUAG
Molecule: messenger RNA, 1605 nt
Organism: Fusarium coffeatum
Lineage: Eukaryota; Fungi; Ascomycota; Sordariomycetes; Hypocreales; Nectriaceae
Exons: 4
Coding region: 1-1605 (534 amino acids)
Molecular function (GO): NADP binding; N,N-dimethylaniline monooxygenase activity; flavin adenine dinucleotide binding
Source: RefSeq, a predicted model, not a curated record